CAGAUUAUGAAGCUUUUACAGUUUGAUUUAACAGAAGGAUUGAAAUCAGAACGAAGUGUUGUUAAGAUGCUUCCGACUUUUGUUUCAUCAAAUAAAACAACUAUGAAAAGCCAGACAAUAACCCUUGAUUUAGGGGGAACAGGGUUUCGUGUAUAUUUAAUCGAUUCAAACGGAGAAAUUAUUCAUGAAACGAUAGUAAAAAUUCCAGAAAAUAUCAAGAGAGGGACUGAAAAUUUAAUGUCCUUUAUUGCCAAUUCGUUAAAAAAAUUUUUCAUCAAAUACAAGUUACCUCUGAACAACAAAAUGCCUCUAGGCUUUACUUUUUCUUAUCCGUGUGUCCAUAAUGGGCUUACUUCGGCUUCACUUAUGAGAUGGACCAAGGGAUUUUCUGCUGAUGGUUUUAAAGACAAAAACAUUGUACAAAUGUUGCGUGAAGCUUGUAGUUUAGAACAAAUCCAGCUUGGCGUUAUUACUCUUAUUAAUGAUACAGUGGGCACUUUGCUCGCCUGUUCUUUGGUUAAUGGCGAUUGUUCAGUUGGCUUGGUGGUGGCUACUGGAUUUAACAUUGCUUACAUGGAGAAUGUUAAAAGUGUUCCAAAGUUAAAAAAUCAUGACAAAUUAAAAGAUUAUAAGGAAAUAUGCAUUAACACAGAAAUGGGUGCUUUUGGAGAGAACGAAACAAUUGAACCUUAUCGAACCGACUUUGACCGCCUUCUUGAUACAAAUUCAAUUAAUCCAAAGGAACAGAUUUUUGAAAAAAUGAUAUCUGCAAUGUAUUUGGGCGAAUUAAUGCGUCUCGUUGUACGUGAUUUAUUUGAAGCUGGUAUGAUUUUUAAUGGAAAACCAAAUGCGAUUUCUUUGCUUGAAGGACAAGAUUUUUUUAAAACUUCUAACAUGACUAAAAUUGCUGAAUACAACCGGAGAUAUGAAAAACGUCUUACAAAAAUUCAAAGUUUAAUAACAGUUGAUAUUUCACCCACCUUUACUGACUGCGCUGUAUUAUCUCAUGUUUCGUCAUUAAUAUUUUCUCGUUCGGAAAUGUUGACUGCUGUUGCUUCAGUUGGUGAACAAAUAAAUACACAACAAAUUAUAAUUGGCGUGGAUUUUUUUGAUUGAAAGAUGUAAAAUUAAAAGAAAUGAUACAGGUUUUGACUUUAUAAUUUAUGCAGGUCAUAUUAUUCUGCGUUCAGAAGUACAUAUUUUUAAAAAAACUUUAUCAAAAAACCAAUAAAUAACUCACCGAAUUUACUUCUGAACGCACUUAAUUAUCGAUCCACACAAACCUUAAAGAGUCUCAAAAAAACACAAAACAUAACCAGCACUAAAACAACCCAAAAAAGUUCUUUAUCCUGUUUAUACUAUAACUGUCAAUCAAUUAAAAAUAAAAUUCACGAAUUGGAUCUUGAAAUUGUCCAACAAAACCCUGAUAUUUUAUUCUUAACUGAAACAUGGAUAAAUUCUAACGAGAAUCCUCUUAUGUAUCUUAAAUCAGCUUCUCUCUUCCAAAUAAUUACUGAGAAUAUAAACCAAUCUUAUAAAAGUAGAGGCGGUGGUGUAGCUAUGCUUAUUAGAAACGGAAUAUCAUUCAGACACAUCAAAUGUAAAAAAAUUGCUGGCAUUGAUGCAUUAAUUAUUGACGUCUCUACCACUCGUUUUAAAUAUUAUAUUAGGUUAGUUUUAGUUUAUAGACCACCUUCCAUCUCUAAUCAGUCUACACAGUCCCUUAUCAAAGUUCUUCAAAAAAUUUCUGAAGGUAAUGUAGUCAUUAUAGGGGACUUUAACUUCAAUAAAUCUUAUAUAAACUGGAGUGAUCUUACAGCUAAUAAUAGUAUCGGCAAAGAAUUUUUAGAAUUUACAUUAAAUUUUCAUUAUUCAAAUCUUAUUCUCGAUCCAACCCAUUAUAAGGGUUCAAUCUUAGAUCUUUUGUUGACUAACAAUUCUAGUUGUAUUACAUCUCCCUCUUCAUCUGCUGGACUCUCUACUUCGGAUCAUUUUUCCACUAAAUUUUCGCUAAACAUACAACGGCCCAAACCAUCAGUAAAAACCUUUAGAGAUUAUAAAAAUAUUAACCUUCUAAACGCUCACAUUGCUAAGGAAUUCAAUCACCUCUAUGAUAUAUUUU
Messenger RNA from Meloidogyne enterolobii, 2122 nucleotides. The record is from the annotation of a GenBank genome assembly. Lineage: Eukaryota; Metazoa; Nematoda; Chromadorea; Rhabditida; Meloidogynidae.